This is a messenger RNA of Clupea harengus (Atlantic herring), 1187 nucleotides long. RefSeq names its product microfibril-associated glycoprotein 4-like. Gene Ontology annotation, biological process: elastic fiber assembly. The transcript has 7 exons. Lineage: Eukaryota; Metazoa; Chordata; Actinopteri; Clupeiformes; Clupeidae. The record is from RefSeq and is a predicted model, not a curated record. The coding region runs from base 300 to 1052 and encodes 250 amino acids.
AGACCUGAGGGAGAGUUCAUGGGGGGUCACGAACGGAGGCCUGAAAGGGUCAAAAAGCCUCAGCAGCAGACCUCUUUGAGAUGCCACUCGCAACACACAACAUGGGCACCACCUCUCACUGUACAGAAAAUGCAGCUUGCUUCCCUGUUGCAGGUGUUUAAAUCCCAUGAGAGGGUUUGUCAUGUGUCAUUUGACCUCCAUGUUGAGCAUAAAAGACGCAGCAGAGACACAGAACAGACUGCAUUUUCACCAGAUAUCAGAGGGACAGAUCAACAAACUCUUCACGCUUGUCUACAAAAAUGGGAAAACAAAUGUUUGCACCUCGCGACACGAUCAUGGUCCUACUUGUGAUGCCCCUUCUCUUUGGUGCUUCUCGCUGCUCUUUUCUGCUGUUGCCAGUGGACUGCGCUGAUCUCCAUGACCACUAUCCAUCCAAGCCCAGUGGGGUGUACACCAUCUUCCCUGGGGGGGCCAUCUCCCCCCUGCAGGUCUACUGUGACAUGGAGAGCGAUGGGGGAGGCUGGACAGUGUUCCAGAGGAGGAUGGAUGGCACUGUGAACUUCUACAGGACCUGGGAUCACUACAAGAAGGGCUUUGGGAACAAAGAUGGAGAGUACUGGCUGGGCCUGGACAACAUCGUCCUGCUGACCAUGAGGAAUAAGAAUGAGCUGAGGGUGGACAUGGAGGACUGGGAGGGGGGAAAGGUGUACGCUCAGUACACGUCCUUCUCUGUGGACCCAGAGAGUUUCGGAUACACACUGCACCUGGGCAGCUUCAUCGAUGGAGGAGCAGGUGAUAGCAUGGAUAGGCAUGGUGGAAUGAAAUUCAGCACUUUUGACAAAGACCAGGAUGCAUCUGGUACCAAUUGUGCUAAAAGGCAUCUUGGGGGCUUCUGGUAUGCUACCUGUCAUCAUGCCAACCCCAAUGGGGUGUACAGGUUGGGGGAUGAUGCCACACCGGUAUAUAUUGGUGUUGAGUGGUACCAUUUUAAAGGUUAUAAUUACUCCCUGAAGACCAUCAGCAUGAAGAUCAGACCAGUGACCAGUGUCUAAUGAGACUCUAGAAAACUACACCUUCUCUCAACAGUCAGAGAGGUUAAAUAAGUUUAAAGAUUGAGCUCCCCCUCUGGCCUUAAGCCACAGCAGACCAGCAGAAUACUUACACUGUGUUUUGUCUGUAAUUUUUAA